Molecule: messenger RNA, 964 nt
Organism: Cuscuta campestris
Lineage: Eukaryota; Viridiplantae; Streptophyta; Magnoliopsida; Solanales; Convolvulaceae
Source: the annotation of a GenBank genome assembly
CNACAAUAUCCUUAAACUAUUCUUAGUCUAAGGCCAAUCACUUUAAUAUUUGUCAACCCUUAAAUGAAUUCUAGUUUAACUAAUUAAACUAUAUUCCAGUAUACAGAGUACUCCUAAUAAUCCUUAAGCUAGGCCUAGUUUAAGAUAAAAGGGUUUUGGAAAUCUUAAACUUACCUUCACUUAAGAUCAAAUUUCAAGUCUAUAUAUAUAGCAUGAUUGUGAUAAGGGUAUCUCACAUUCUCACAUUAUGGAAGGAACUUCUCGAGCUCUUUCUUAUACCAUAAGAUUCGUUGGUCUACUUGGUAGUCAUGCUCUGGGUAGCAAUCCAAGAUUCAUGGCUACAGCGGUCGAUUUAGGAAGGGAAUUGAUAAGGCGAAAAAUUAAACUUGCUUAUGGAGGAGGUAGUGUUGGCCUUCAAGGAGCUGUUGCUUCAACAGUCUUUACCAAUGGUGGUCUCGUUAGAGGUUUUAUUCCUGGGUACAUAGCCACACGACAGGUUUACGGACCUACGUACGGUGUAGAGUACACCGUUUCCAGCAAUUACUAUAAGUAUUUCAAGAUGAAUCAUAUUGUGGAAGCCUUCAUCGUACUUCCAGGAGGGAUUGACACUAUGGAAGGUUUAUUCACUUUGAUUUCAUGGGCAUCCGAAGGGUUACACAGUAAACCCAUUGGUCUUUUGAACAUUAACGGUUAUUUCAAUAACCUAAUUAAGUUUCUAGAUGAUACGGUGAGGCAGAACUUCAUGGCUUUGAAUCAAAGGAAAUUGUUCAUCUCUUCUUUCUUUGUUGAUGAGCUUUUAGACAAACUAGAGUUUGCUAAAAGCUUUUCCGGGUCUUGGUGCUAAUUAUGAUGAGUUCGCAAUUCCCGGGGGAUUGGAUUUAGAAUUGCAUUCGUAACUUUCCUCAUGUAAUCCAAGUUGUAUUUUGUUUUGAAAUAAUAUUAUCCAUAAAUAUUAUUUAACGUU